GUUGGGGCUGCGUUGCCCUUGCCGAGCGGUAGGAGGAGAGGGGUUCGCUUGAUUCUGUUGCCGCUGGUCGUAUCCCCUGGCGCCAGCGGGCUCCUCUGGCUGCAGCAGCCGCCGAUAGGGCAGGACCCAGCGGGGAGCAGAGGCAGCAGUUCCCCUCGGCGCCUGGGCGUGUGCAGCCAGCGGCAGGUUCUGCGGCCAGGGCCAUGCGUGCCGGACAGACAAAAGCCUGGGCGAGCGAGGCGUGAGGAAAGGCGCCCAGGGAAGGAGAGGGAGGCGCGUACGCACAGAUCCAUCUGGAAGGGGUUUUGCCUGCUGCCGCUGCCGCCGCCGCCGCGCCAGGCUUGCCGAGAUCACCGGGCGCCAGGGGAUGCCAGCUCGCCUCCUCUUCCAAUGUUUCACUGGGGCAAGUGGAAGAAAAGGAUGGGAGCGACCACUUCUUCUUCCAAGAGACCCGUGUUCGAUGAGAAGGAGGAUGUGAAUUUUGACCACUUCCAGAUACUCCGAGCAAUCGGGAAGGGAAGCUUUGGCAAGGUGUGUAUUGUACAAAAGAGAGAUACGGAGAAGAUGUAUGCCAUGAAGUACAUGAACAAACAACAAUGCAUCGAAAGAGAUGAGGUUCGAAACGUGUUUAGAGAAUUAGAGAUCCUGCAGGAAAUUGAGCAUGUAUUCUUGGUGAAUCUCUGGUACUCGUUUCAGGAUGAAGAAGACAUGUUUAUGGUAGUGGAUUUACUCUUAGGUGGUGAUCUACGGUAUCAUCUACAGCAAAAUGUUCAAUUCACGGAGGAAACAGUGAAGCUUUAUAUUUGUGAGAUGGCACUAGCUCUAGACUAUUUACGAAGUCAGCAUAUUAUUCACAGAGAUGUAAAACCAGACAACAUUCUCCUAGAUGAGCAAGGUCAUGCACACCUAACAGAUUUUAAUAUUGCAACAAUAAUCAGAGAUGGUGAAAAAGCAACUGCGUUAGCUGGAACCAAACCAUAUAUGGCUCCAGAGAUUUUUCACUCUUUUCUGAAUGGUGGGACAGGCUACUCCUUUGAAGUUGAUUGGUGGUCUUUAGGAGUGAUGGCUUACGAACUUCUUCGUGGAUGGAGACCCUAUGACAUCCACUCCAGUAACCCAGUAGAGUCUUUAAUUCAGCUGUUUAGUACUGUAAGUGUUCAGUAUUCAUCAGUAUGGUCAAAAGAAAGUGUUGCUUUAUUGAGAAAGCUAUUGACAGUGAAUCCUGAGCAUCGAUUUGCCAGCCUCACUGAUGUUCAAACUUCAGCUUACUUAUCAAAUGUCAUCUGGGAUGAUAUCUGUGAGAAGAAGGUGGAGCCAGGUUUUGUUCCUAAUAAAGGCCGUCUGCAUUGCGAUCCCACCUUUGAGCUAGAAGAAAUGAUCCUGGAGUCAAGACCCUUGCAUAAAAAGAAGAAAAGACUCGCAAAAAACAAGUCCAGGGACAACAGCAAGGACAGCUCACAGUCAGAAAAUGACUAUCUCCAGGAAUGCCUCGAAGCAAUCCAGCAAGACUUCGUAAUUUUUAACAGAGAGAAGUUGAAGAGGAGUCAAGAUCAAAUGAAUGAAUCUAUUUCUCCUCCUGAAACUACAGAUGAAGCCGAGACAGAAGCUGAAUCUGAGAAUUCCAAUUUAAAUAUGUGUAGCUCUGUAUGUUCUUCUACAGGCAGCAGCUAGGACUACAGUUUCAAGGCCAGGGGCCAAAAGCCUACAUGCCUCUUGAAUAAAUCAUUCUCAGGUUGCACUGAUGAAUAUAUACUGUACACUGCGUACUAUAAUUGAAAAAAAAAGUCACAAAUUCAAUAUUGUAAAGCUGUAGCAGAGG
This is a messenger RNA of Gopherus evgoodei (Goodes thornscrub tortoise), 1819 nucleotides long. It is a transcript of the gene STK32C, whose product is annotated as serine/threonine kinase 32C. The transcript is spliced from 12 exons. NCBI's taxonomy places the organism in Eukaryota, Metazoa, Chordata, Testudines, Testudinidae. Bases 391 to 1671 code for a protein of 426 amino acids. Gene Ontology annotation, biological process: protein phosphorylation; regulation of signal transduction; G protein-coupled receptor signaling pathway. The record is from RefSeq and is a predicted model, not a curated record. Gene Ontology annotation, molecular function: ATP binding; G protein-coupled receptor binding; G protein-coupled receptor kinase activity.